GUCUGUGGCUGUGCAAAGGUAGAAUUUUGUUUGCGGGUUUUUUCCUUUUCCACUGAAUAUUGUGUGCAGUGUGCAGUGUGCUCGACAUUUGACCGACUCCAUUCGAUUCGAUACGAUUUCGAUUUCGAUUCCGUUUCCGAUCGCGGUGUAACCAUCCAUCUACCUUCAUGGAAACCUUUGGAUUGCCCACGAUUUAACCCGACGGACGCCACACCACACGCCAGCAGUACAGUGGAUCGAUUGUACAUAAUACGAAUAACGGAAACGGAUACACGAGUGUACACACGAUAAGCAAAUAGAAACUUUAAAAAUACGAUUACGAUAUCUACUCGUAAAGACUCGCAGUUGCCUUACCCAGUGCCAAAAAUCAAUUUUAAAUAAAUUACUUAGUGAUUGUACCUGUCAGCAGUAACAGAACAAAACAAAAACAAAAUCCACAAAGAAAGGAAAACAAAUCUACGCAUAUGCAUUCUAUUUAAAUCAAAGCACUCUACUACCGUUAAAUUCAAUUAAAAUGCAUAUUUUACAUCGCACAAACGAACAUCAAUUCGAGGAUCAAAAGUUUAUGAUGGAGCGCCUUAGUGGACAUGGGAGUCUAGGAUUGUCCAGCAGCAGUGCGGCAUACACGACCCAUUCCGGCGGACACACGGGCCGAAGCGGUCCGGCCACGGGUCACAGUGGACACAGUGGUACUCAUGGGUCAGCAGCCACCAUGCAUCAUCAAUCACUUCAGUCUGAUUUCCAGCCUCCGUACUUUCCGCCACCGUUCCACCACUCGACGCAAAGCCCGCCGCAGCAACAGAUAUCUGAGUACUUGCAGAACCACGGUGCCCUCGAGUAUCUGGGCACGGAUCCGUAUGGUCAGCCCCUGUCUUCGUUACACCAUGCCCCGCUCCAUCACUACAAUCAGUUGGCGGGCCUGAGGUCGACGCAGGAUCAACUCGGGAUUCACAGAACCCACAGGGAGGCGGAGCUGCAGGGACAUGUUUCCCAGCUGGCUCAUGGAUUUCCGUACACAGACAGAAGAGGCGACUACAGCAGUGCAAUAUCGGCAGGAGCAGCGCAUGGCACCCGGCUCGGCCAUGAACAUGAGUCCCUGGCCCUGCAUCAGGCGCUGCAAAAUGCUGUCGAUGAUGUACAAGCACCUGCCAUAGAUGACAACGUAGCCUUCAUGUCAGACCUUCCACUUAUCAAAAGCAUGAAAAGCGGCAAAGAUGCAGGGAACAUUGGCUCGGGUUCCCCCAGUGAGGUAUUCUGUGCAGUUCCUGGUCGCCUUAGUCUCCUAUCGAGCACGUCGAAAUAUAAGGUCACCAUUGCGGAAGUGCAGCGAAGACUGUCGCCACCCGAGUGCUUGAACGCCUCCUUGCUGGGCGGAGUUCUCAGAAGGGCCAAGAGCAAGAACGGCGGUCGUUUGCUAAGGGAGAAGCUGGAGAAGAUUGGCUUGAAUCUGCCAGCGGGCAGGCGAAAAGCGGCGAACGUCACACUGCUGACAUCUUUGGUGGAGGGCGAGGCAACACACUUGGCCAAGGAUUUUCACUUUGUUUGCGAGACGGAGUUCCCGGCCAGGCAGUUGGCCGAGUACAUUGUGCGUCAUCAAACAGAGCCCAAUGAUUCGUAUAGACGAAAAGAGCUCAUCCUACACUCCCAGCAGAUUACAAAAGAAUUAAUGCAGAUUCUCAGCCAAGAUCGAACGACUCAUUUUGGCACAAGAUCACAGCAUUUGCUGGAGCCGUCGAUGCAGCGACAUUUGACACAUUUCUCCCUGAUUACGCACGGCUUUGGUUCUCCCGCAAUAAUGGCCGUUCUCCACGCUUUCCAGACAUUUUUGAAUGAAUCAUUAAACUAUUUAGAAAAGUUAUAUCCAUCGAAUGGCGGUGGUAUGGUGUCGUCAUCAUUGGACAAAAGUAAAAUGGACAACGAAAAAAAAUGAUAGGCCUAGGUGUAUAUUGCCACAGAUAAAAACAAGCAAAUAGUAUUUUAAGUAUACUUUCGAUAGUACGGUACGUUAGAUACGUCAACCAUAAAAUAAUAGUAUACAUACCUGUAAAUUAAUUUAUUUAGCUAAGGUGUAAAUUAUUUAAUUUUUGUAUAUCUUUAUCUGUAACUUGAAUGUACAAUAUUCAAACACCCCCUAUAAUAUACAAACAUCUAAUUUAUUUAACUUAGAAAAAUGCAUCGACUCUUUACAACUAUUACAAACGAGAUG
Messenger RNA from Drosophila subobscura, 2206 nucleotides. It is a transcript of the gene TfAP-2, whose product is annotated as transcription factor AP-2-epsilon. Gene Ontology annotation, cellular component: nucleus. Gene Ontology annotation, molecular function: DNA-binding transcription factor activity, RNA polymerase II-specific; RNA polymerase II transcription regulatory region sequence-specific DNA binding. NCBI's taxonomy places the organism in Eukaryota, Metazoa, Arthropoda, Insecta, Diptera, Drosophilidae. The record is from RefSeq and is a predicted model, not a curated record. The transcript is spliced from 8 exons. Gene Ontology annotation, biological process: anatomical structure development; regulation of cell population proliferation; regulation of transcription by RNA polymerase II. Bases 515 to 1930 code for a protein of 471 amino acids.